ACUUUCCUUCCCUAUAUAGCAACCUCACACACACCCCUAUCCUCACAAAACCUGUGUCUCUCUUUCUCUCAUUUCUUGUUCCUUCCUCCUGUGUAUCAUUCCACUACAGUAAACAAACACAGACACCGACACCGACACUAGAAAGAGCUAUGGCUCUCUCACGUGCCAUGCUCAUGCUAACCCUGUCACUCACACUCAUUGCAUCCUCCAUUGCUCAAGGUCCAUCAUCAGCACCUACAAGCACCGCCAUGCCACCAAGCACCGCCAAGCCACCAACACCUCCAACCGCCACAGCUCCUUCACCAACCACAACAGCCAUGCCACCAACCACCACAGCAACCCCUCCAACAAGCACUGCAACUCCUCCCACCACCACAGCCACACCACCUUCAUCUAUUUCCUCACCUCCAGCUAUGGCUCCUUCAGUUUCAUCAACCCCACCAACGGCAACUCCUCCAGCUGAAAGCCCAACUGGUAGCUCACCACCUUCACCACCGAGUGUAGCGCCAUCUUCACCAGGUUCUUCUCCUCCCUCAGUAGCACCAUCUACUCCAACGACGUCCAUUGGAGUGCCACCAGCAGAGUCCCCUUCCUCACCUUCAAACAAAGGAACUAGUGUUCGUGGAAGCAGCAUGGCUAUGCUAGCAUUGUUUGGAGGGAUUGCACUCCUUAAUGCUUAAUUAUUAAUGACACCAUGCCCUGGUCAUUGUUUAAAUUCAUGUAGAUUAAUUAUGAUACUUAUUUGUGUAUUCAUUUUUUUUUCUUUUCCCUUUUUUGUUUUUGUUUUUGUUUUUUCUUUCCUCGUGGAUGAUUCUUGGGAGCUGAUCCAUUUGUGAUUUUGUGAGAGUAGGAGAUGGGGUUUGGAGAUUUAUCAGAUUUUACAGCUCUUUUGUAGCAUUUUGACUUAGUUGAAUAAGAGGGACUUUCGAUUCCUGUUUGUGUUUUUAA
Quercus lobata is the source of this 948-nucleotide messenger RNA. Its product is annotated as proline-rich receptor-like protein kinase PERK2. The record is from RefSeq and is a predicted model, not a curated record. Bases 150 to 680 code for a protein of 176 amino acids. NCBI's taxonomy places the organism in Eukaryota, Viridiplantae, Streptophyta, Magnoliopsida, Fagales, Fagaceae. The transcript has a single exon.